GAUUAUCGUGUUUUUGAUGAUGGCUCACAAGCAUUUGCACGAGUUGCUUGAGGAAGAUCAAGAGCCAUUUCUUUUGAACAAGUACAUUGCUGAUAGGCGUUGUCAACUGAAGAAACCAUCGCCUCAGACUCAUCUCCGAGUUAAGAAACGAAAACCCAUCUCUCGAAAUCCAAACUUCCCUUCAAAUUUCAGCAAAAACGCUUGUGUUUUCUCGUUCCACGACUCGCCGGACCACCCCAGGAAGUCUCCAUUGUUCGAGUUGGCAUCGCCGGCUAAAAGCCCUUGCAGGAAUCCCAACUCCAUUUUUCUUCACAUCCCAGCUAGAACGGCAGCACUUCUCCUCGAAGCCGCUCUCAGGAUUCAAAAACAAUCUUCGUCAAAAACCAAACACCACAACAGAAACAAUGGCGGCGGUACUGGUUUUGGGUUCUUCCGUUCCAUUCUGAAGAGGCUAACCCACCGCAACACGAACCGAAAGCGUGAAAUUGCUAAUGAAGGAGCAAAUGUUUCAGUCAAGGACAUAAUAAGGAGGGAUCCAACUGUGGCCAAAAACAAUCCUAGUCGAAGGAAAUUAUCUUCGUCGACAUCGAUAUCGGAAGACAAAGGUGGUUAUGAAAUGGGGCUUUCAUGUUCUUACAAUGGUAGAACAAGCAGUGCUGCUUGGUCGGAAAGCAAUAAAGAAAAAUCCAUGGACACUUCGUGUAGCUGUAGUCAAUCCGAGGAUUUCGAAGAGAUUUUAUUGUCCAAAGAUGUUUUAGGAAAUAAUUCAGCUUUUUCUUCUUGUGAUAGCCCUUUUCACUUUGUGCUUCAAAGAAGCCCUUCCUUUGGUCACCGGACACCCCUUUUUUCUUCCCCGGCGGCAUCUCCCGAUCGCCGCCAAAAACAGGACAAAGAGAACUAUGAAGUUGAGAGCUUGCAGAAACUGCAAGUAGAAGAAGAUGAGGAAGAAAAAGAACAAUGCAGUCCUGUAUCUGUGCUCGACCCUCCGUUCGAGGACGACGACGGUAGGCAUGAGAACGAUGGUUUCGAUCUUGAAUGCGGCUACGCAGUCGUACAAAGAGCAAAGCAGCAGCUACUGCACAAACUUCGUCGAUUCGAGAAACUGGCCGGAUUCGAUCUGAUCGAACUUGGGAAAAGAAUGAUAGAACAAGAGGAAUAUAAUGAUAAUGACGAUGACGGAAUUUGCAAUGUAGAAGAAGAGGAAUUCGAGAUCGAGUCUGUUUCAUACGACGAUGAAAUGAAUGCCGAUGGUCUUCUCCAAGAAGUUCUUAACUCAAGCUUCCACAAUCUAAGACAUGCCCCUGGAGGCAUGAAAAGGCUAGUAACUGACCUCAUCGCUGAGGAAGAGACGGAACAAAGCCACUCCGCGGAUAGCGAAGCAGUAACUAAAAGGGUUUGCAAGAGGAUGGAGUCAUGGAAGGACGUGGAAUCAAACACCAUUGACAUGAUGGUGGAACAAGAUUUGAGAAAAGAGCUCGACUGUUGGAGAAGACAUCAAGUGCAAAUGAGAGAGACAGCAUUAGAAGUCGAAUUCGCAAUCUUGGGAUUACUGAUGGAAGAACUAUCGGAAGAACUAGUGUCUUUAACCGGAGCUUGAUCUGGAACAAAUUUUGAAGAUGUUUCUUUCAUCCCCUCCAAAACCAUAUCUUAAUUAGAGUACAGUCUGCCUUUGCUCAUAGCACUAAUUGAAACGAUGCAAUGCUGAAAGAAGGGUAUUAUGUAUAUGCA
Messenger RNA from Hibiscus syriacus, 1728 nucleotides. RefSeq lists its product as uncharacterized. The record is from RefSeq and is a predicted model, not a curated record. The transcript has 3 exons. Lineage: Eukaryota; Viridiplantae; Streptophyta; Magnoliopsida; Malvales; Malvaceae. The coding region runs from base 17 to 1597 and encodes 526 amino acids.